AUGGUUUACGACACCCAAAAUGAAGACCCCGAACGGGGCGAAUACCGCAGCCUCUACAGUGAUCAAGGUACUGCUCCCUCCCUUAUCCAUAAAAACCCCAAGACUAACCCCACAAAAGACGAAGAUGGCGACGAACAAAUCAAGACCCCUUCCACAACCCCCCUUCACACCCAACCAAGAACCCCCACUGCCAACGCCAAGUCCGAGCCCAAGCCCAACAACUCUCGCCGCCGCCCCUGGGCCCAAUUCCCACAAAACCUCCGCCCCUCCGCCACCAACGAAGUGAAGACAAUCGCAAAAGCCGUCUUCGGCGCGCUGGGCUUCAUAAUAUGCAUUCUGGUAUGCACAUUCUCCAUCAUCACGCUGAUCUACUGCUGCACGGAAUUCGUGAAUGGGAUCCGGCAUGUCGGUGAUCCUAGUCCCUAUGAUCGGUUUAGUCAUUACAAGGGGUAUGUAACCGUGGAUGAUGAUAUUGAUGAUCCGUAUCCGUAUCCUUCUUCCGUACCGCUCGACAACGAUAAUGGUGAUAUGGAUACGGUGCCCGAAGCUACGACAACAGAGUCGGGUAUCGAGGUUGCUUGUAUCGGGGAGGCGGGUGCUUGUGGGGGUAGUCUUUCAGAAUUGAUGCGGAUUCCUAAAGCGACGAGGGUGGCUAUUAUUACGGAUGGGAAGUGGUGGAGUGAUAUUGAGGGCGAGGAUGUAGAUGCUGAUUUUGAUGCUGAUGUUGAUGUUGAUUUUGACCGGGUGGACGACAUUCAGGGGCUCUCUAGCGAUUAUUUGAGGGAUGAAGAGGACUGUGAAAAUUAUUAUACGCGGGAGAAGAUGGAGGAGCAGGAGUAUGGUUCGGUGUUUGAUCGGUUGUGGAAUGGAUUGUUUGGGGUGUAG
Molecule: messenger RNA, 885 nt
Organism: Aspergillus chevalieri
Lineage: Eukaryota; Fungi; Ascomycota; Eurotiomycetes; Eurotiales; Aspergillaceae
Exons: 1
Coding region: 1-885 (294 amino acids)
Source: RefSeq, a predicted model, not a curated record